AUGCAGGCCCGGGCGGGCCUGCCAGAGGCGAGCCUGGCUGAUGGGAAGGGCCUGCCGUGCCGCAAGGGUGCGCUCGGGAAGCACGACGGCGCUGCGGCCGGCCUCGAUCUCCACGACGGCGCUGAGGCCGCCCUCGAGAUUCCCGGCUCCUCAUCCUCGCCAGAGUGCUGCUCCAGCGAUCCCUGGGACUCUGCAGCCUCCAGGGAUCGCAGCUCCCGCACGAGCCCGACGAACCCGCCCGCGAGCUGCCACACGCAGAGGAUGAGGUACAGCCGAGCCGUCCACUCGUCCUCUGGCAUCUCCCGGAAGUUCACCAGCAGCAGAUCGGCGUCGCGAAGCAGAGCACGAGCCAGCUGCAUGGUGAACUGCUCGCGGGCCGUCAGGUGA
Messenger RNA from Prorocentrum cordatum, 387 nucleotides. Lineage: Eukaryota; Dinophyceae; Prorocentrales; Prorocentraceae. The record is from the annotation of a GenBank genome assembly.